GGGACCCGUGAGUGAGUAGUGUACUACAAUUUCAACGACGCUUCGUUUUCUUAAUAAGUUGUAUGAGCUAUGCUCUUGUUAUAUAUGUAUGUGUGGAAUUGUUGUUGAGUAGACCACUUAUUACAUCUUAAGUUUUAACUAAUGGCUACUAAGAUAUCUCAAUUAGUUGUUUUUCUUCUCUCGUUGCUUCUUCUGCUCUCAUUGAUCUUUUCUCAGGUUGGAGUCGCUGACGCCAAACGCAACCAACCAGGUCAAGAACAGCGUUUGGAUUAUGGUCGUCCUCCCACGGCACCUAUAUAUCUGCCGCCCUCUAAAUCACGCAAAGGAAAAGGUCCAUGAAGAAACUCUAUAUAUAUACUGGUCAAGACUCAAAGGUUGAUGUUGUUAUGAUGAUCUCAUAGUUUUAGUUUAAACUUCUUGGAUCAUGUCACGAUUUUUGGAUAUUAUAACAGUGUUUGGUUAUAAAUAUGUUGUCUGUUGUAGUGGUUUGGCCACAUCUAUGUUGUACGGAAGCUAAUCAAUGGCUAAUUUUCCUCCACUGUUAUCAAUGCUCUACAUCAGUGGCUAAA
Capsella rubella is the source of this 569-nucleotide messenger RNA. RefSeq lists its product as uncharacterized. The transcript has 2 exons. The record is from RefSeq and is a predicted model, not a curated record. NCBI's taxonomy places the organism in Eukaryota, Viridiplantae, Streptophyta, Magnoliopsida, Brassicales, Brassicaceae. The coding region runs from base 142 to 339 and encodes 65 amino acids.